Ochlerotatus camptorhynchus is the source of this 7345-nucleotide messenger RNA. It is a transcript of the gene cnc, whose product is annotated as cap-n-collar. Gene Ontology annotation, biological process: regulation of transcription by RNA polymerase II. The record is from RefSeq and is a predicted model, not a curated record. Gene Ontology annotation, cellular component: nucleus. The transcript has 10 exons. The coding region runs from base 1567 to 5325 and encodes 1252 amino acids. Gene Ontology annotation, molecular function: RNA polymerase II cis-regulatory region sequence-specific DNA binding; DNA-binding transcription factor activity, RNA polymerase II-specific. Lineage: Eukaryota; Metazoa; Arthropoda; Insecta; Diptera; Culicidae.
CUUUUGACAAGUGCGGUGCUUCCUCGCUUCGCAAGCAACAUCGUCGUCAUCUUUCGGUCGUGGUGAAUUUCGAAGUACCAGUGAAUAUUAAGCAGUGUGUGGUUGUUGAAAGUCGCGAAUAAUAUCGCAAAUCGGUCGGACGCCGUGUGUUCGGCCAUUUCUUGGUGCGGAUUUACUUCACCUUCGGAUACGGACCAGCCGGCGCAGUUUCGCGACAUCGACCAUUCAAUUAGGUGGAAGCAAUCGAAACAUCAACAUAUCCAUCUGGUUCCUUCCAGAACGGAUGGACUAUUCUCUGGGAUUACGCACCGACCGGAAUCGUUGAUGGUUGGAUGAGCACAGAGUAGCAGAUUUUUUUCCCCCAGUGCCAGUGUUUUUUUGACAGCAGGAAAGUCAAUGCCUGAUGCGAAUCGUUCGUCAGAGUGUUGAUGAGCUAUUUAUUUUGUUGUCCGAAGUCGGAGGUUCAGUCGUCGUCAGGCACAGUGAAGAUUGAAGAGUGACUGCCCCAUCUACUUGCGGCUGAUGGUGAAGAUUCAUUCGGGAGAAUCGGGAAAACAGUUACGUGUAUGUAUUAAUCACCAGCUCAGUCAGGUUGGUGGUGAAAUAGCUCUUGGAUAUACAUACGAGACGCGUAUCGUAUAGUUUGAUAAGGAUAGUGAUAAUCGUGUUCGAGAAGGUUGUGACAACAGUGGCGACCCGUAUAGGGCCUAGGAAGACCGUGUUUGAAUAAUUGAUUUGCCCACAGACAGAGUGCCAAUCGAUACAGCUGCGAGCCUCGUAGUUGGUACAUACGAGUGUGUGUUUUUUGUGUUGCAGUUCCUCCGAGUUCUCCAGCACAGCGCAGUAUAGAUAGCCCCUCCGGAAGGGUAGCAAUUACGGCGAAAGGUGGAGACGGUCGGAACGAAUGGCGUAGAGAGCAGCAAAAGAAACAAGCAACCAGUAGCCACAUUUCGGUGACGUAUUAGUGCGGUGCUUCGAGCCUCGAAUCCUCACGAGUUGACCAUAAAAGUCCAACUUCAGUCGGAGUCAAGUACGAGAGUGUCGAGACCACGACGACGACGACGACGAUGAUGAUGAAACCACCGGAGAACGGUGCUGCAACUGAGACUAUGUGCAAAUACGGUGAAUAAAAUUGAGGACAGCAGUAUGAAUUCAAUGUUUAUCGAAUUGACUUGGUUUGCGAUCGCGAAAAUUUUUGUGAAAUCCAAACAUCAAGAAUAACAUCAACAACGACAACGACUACUAUGGAAGCAAUUAGGGACUGGCUUCUUGUGCCUUCAACCUAGAUCUGACGAAACCUAGAAGCAACACUCACACCUGUCGUAUGAUUAAAGUGAAGUGCUGUGCGCAGUAAUAAUGCAAAAAGACUGAUUCAUACCCGUAGAGUGUAAUAACCAGUUCGUGUUUUUGUUAUCACUUAAACACCUCUCUCGUUUAUAAUUUCAAUGAUCUCAGAGACUGUUUUCAGUGCUCACGCGUGUGAUUUGUUUUUGUUUUGAAGAAAAUCGAAUUUAUUUUUGAAAUCUCCGCCCCGCACAUUCAGCGAACGACGCAACGCAAAGCAAAAUGAUCUCGAACAAGAAGAACUACGUCGAACAGCUGCUCCAUCUGGCUCUAACGUUGAGCUUGCUGCGGGUUGAUCCUGAAAAUUAUCUGGACCUGCACUGGGAGACCCGUCUAGCUGGUACCGGCGUCGGCGGCUGGCAGCUGGAACUCCGAGCCGCCCCACUUACCGACCAGUCAUACGUCAAUCGAAAGGCUCUACCUUCGAUCAUCGAAGAUCUAGCCCGUUUCGAUACGCAAUACAAUGUUCCAACGCAUUUCGACCUACAAACCUACCUGCUCAACAUUCAAAACUCCAACUCCACCAAUCAAACGUCCUCCGCUAGGGCUUCAUCUCCAUCCCCAGUACCGACACAGGAAACGCCCAACUCAACUACAUCGGUUACAAUCGAUCUCCCAACUUUUGAAACCUUCGACACCGAGGACAUAUUCCUCAAUACGGACCCCUUCGCCGAUAGCACAUCGGUCCUCGAACAAAACAUGGCCGAUCUGAACGAUUUCGGAGAAGCUCCAAUCAACACGUACGCCUUGGACGCGAUCCCUCUGAAAAAUGAACCACCUCCCAUGUUCGAAGAUCUUAUCCGGCUUCCACUCGAGCCGAACUUCUUCCAAAAUCACGUUCUGGAACAAGAACUGCAGCAGGCUAAGCUGGAACAGCAGUCAGAAGCUGGUAGUUCACAUGAAUGUUGCCAGUCUUGCGAUGCUCGCAUGAAACAGGUCCAGCAGGUCAAGGUCAAGGAGGAACCCCUCGGGACAGGUGACGACGAAGACUAUCGGCAGGAAUGUGACGGUGGCGCUGCGGCUUCUGCGACUGUUGUUGUAAAACAGGAACCCGUAGAGGAGCUGGUGCAGAUUAAGAAGGAGGAAGUCGAUGAGGACGACGACGAGGACAAGAAGGUCCCGUUGACGGCCGAGCUGACACUGGAGGAGAUGGACCUGAUCGAGGUGCUCUGGAAGCAGGAUGUAGACCUUGGAUUCACCCUGACACCCCCGACAGUGGGCGCCGGAAUGGGUGUCGGAACCAAAGGUGGCGCCGAUAGUUCAGAUGAUCUGGAAAAACUCAAAGUGCUGCUGGAAAUAAAAAAUGAUGAUGAUAAGAAAAAGGAUGACGAGAAGCAACCGGAAGAGAAUCCCUGGGCUGGACUGUCCUAUACGGUCGAUAUCGAAACAGGUGAAUAUGUACUCAACGCCACGGACGGCAGUGAGGCGACACUUCCUCCACCGCUAGCCGAUCUAUUCCUCGAAGAAGGACUCAAUCUACCGGAGUUGAUCAACGAUACUGCUGAGGAAACCGAAGAGCCAGCAAAAAAGAAGACCACAGAACAAGAGGAGGAAGAGGAGUCCGAGGUCAAGCGAAUCGAGAGGGAGCUCGAAUCGUCGGCUGAUGAACUGUGCCAAGGUGCUGCCGCCAGUGUCAGUGCCAGUGGUUCUACUUCUGCCAAUCCAAGUGUCCCGGCCGCCGACGAGAACGAUUUGAGCGGUGACUCCCAGGAAGAAACAGACCAAGCCGCUGCCGUUGUUGCCGCUGGUGCCAACUCGCCGGACGAUCCGGAAGCGAGUGCGACUGCUACUGCUGCUGCUGCUGCUGCCUCUGCAUCCGAUGAUCUAGAGGAUAUUCUGUGCGACAUGAUGAUUCAAACGUCUGCGUCCCACUUUCAGCAUCCCCGCCAGCCGAUGCAAAACUAUGGCCACGGGAUGCACGGUUCGUUGCGGCAGGGUGGUUAUCACCAUCACCACCACCAUCAUCACCAUCAGUCCCGCGUUCCGCUGAACCGCGCCGUGUCGAUGGAACAGCGCUGGCAGGAUCUGGCCAAUCUGCUAAGCUUUCCACCCGGGAUGGGCGUCGGUAUGGGAGUAGGCGAUAUGCCACCGGCACACCCGCACCCGCACUACCCACCGCACUACUCGUACCAGGCUACCGGUGCCAUUCCGCAGCAUGGCCAGUAUCACUCGCAUGCAGCCGUACUACAAAAUGCUUCUUUGGCGGAUAUUGGCCCGACCCAGCCCCACUAUGGACCAAAUCUGGGUUCAGCCGUCUCCACCAGUAUGCAUUUGACUAACUCGACAUCGGAAACGGACGCCGGAGCCACCGGCUACAAGAUGGAUCACGAGAUGAUGUACUAUUCGAACACAUCAUCCGAGAUGAAUCAUACCGACGGAUUUCUCAACUCGAUUCUGGAUGACGACCUACAGCUAAUGGACAUCGCAGUAAACGAGGGUAUGUACACCAUGCGCAUGCUGGACCACAAUGCCACCAGUAGCAAUUCGUCCGUGCUGGGCGGUGCCAUCGGUGGAAGUGCUGCCGCAGUGGCUGCUGCUGCCGCCGCCGGACUUAACGGUCCCGCCCAUCUCGGUGGUCUGAUGUCGGGUGCAACCUCGGUCGCUUCUUCCGGUGCCAUGCAAACCUCUCUGAGCGGUUCUACCGGAGUACACGGUACCAACGGAGCCACCGGAGGUACCACUUCCGGUGACCGAUUGGACGCUUCGAGUGACAGUGCCGUAUCGUCGAUGGGUUCGGAACGUGUUCCGUCGCUUUCCGACGGAGAAUGGGGAGACGGUGGAAGCGAUUCCGCCCAGGAAUAUCACAACAAGUACGGCGGACCAUUCGACUACAGCUACAGUGGCAAUAAUCGGCUGGGCGAUGGAACCAGACAACCACCUGUAGCCCAAAAGAAGCACCACAUGUUUGCGAAAAGAUAUUUCCAAGAACAGAACACUACAAUUCCUUCGCUACCAACUGGAACGAAUCCUCCGUCGGCAGGCCCAGCGGUUGAUCCACAGAGCCAGUUGAAUGCAAGUAUACCAAUCAAAUAUGAAUUCGAUUACAUGAACCCGGCUUCGUUGAGUCACUUGGAAGGAGCCGUUGGUCCGGUUACCAAACAAGAAGAUCAAACCAGUGCCCAUAAUCCCCUUUCCUCGGUGGACAUGAAAUAUCCGUACUCGUUGGAUUUCUCCCGACAGAAUCCGGCCACGGCAUCCGUAACUCGAAGCCAUCAUCACGAUGUGAUCCACCACAACCAUACGUACACGCUACCGCACAACAGCGGUGCCAAUCCAAAGCCACAAACCAGAGACAAAAGGAUCCGGAAAUCCGAAGAGGAGCACCUAACGCGGGAUGAAAAGCGUGCCCGCGCGCUCCAGGUUCCGAUCUCGGUGCAGGAUAUUAUCAACCUGCCAAUGGACGAAUUCAACGAACGUCUGUCCAAGUAUGAUCUGAGCGAGACGCAGCUGUCGCUGAUCCGGGACAUCCGGCGGCGUGGUAAGAACAAGGUUGCGGCCCAGAACUGUCGCAAGCGCAAACUGGACCAGAUUGUGUCGCUGGCCGAUGAAGUGAAGGAUAUGAAGAUGCGCAAGGAGCGCCUGCUCCGGGACCGCGAGAUCAUCCAAACCGAGCGGAAGAGAGUACGGGACAAGUUCUCCGCGCUGUACCGUCACGUGUUUCAGAAUCUGCGCGACGCUGAGGGAAAUCCCUACUCUCAGGAGCACUGGAGCCUACAGCAAAGUGCCGACGGCACGGUAGUCCUAGUGCCACGAAGUGUCGACCGUCAGCAGGACCUUUCCGCCAGCAGUCACCAACAGCAGCAACUGGGUAUGGCCGGUGGCAGUGGGCUGUCUCAUUCCCAUCACCAGCAGCAGCAUCACCUCCAUCUGCAGCAGCACCAGCAACAGCAACAGCAGCACGGCAAUGGACCGGUGUCCAACGGUACCAACAGUGGCAGCUCCGGUGCCGGUGGCGUGAGUCAACAUCGUCCGAAAGAGUGAGACCGGUCGCAUUGCCUUUAUCAGCAGCACUACCGGCAUUUGCAUCAUCAUCCCCAGUGGCCACCGUUGUUUUACUAAACGAUCUUAUAGAGCAAACAAAAAAAGGUUGGGCUGCCACAAUAAGAAAAUGAAUCCCUUGAGCGCGAGCAGUACAGUAACCAUCAGAUAACGGAAGGGAUCGACAUACACACAGAACAGAUUCAGGCAGAUAGAUCAACACACAUACACGAGAACAGAAUCAGAACCUCAGGAAUUUAGAACACUUAGAAAGGCCCCAGAACUUAGAGAAGCUUGCUGUCCCGCGCGCGCAUUGGCUUGCUUAUUACAUUGAAAUUAAUGUAUUACAACAAACGAUUCUAUAGAGAACAAUGUGGGAGAAAAGGUAACAUGUGUGUACUAAUUAAAGGGAACGCUAUAAGUCGGUUGAGUUAGUUUCCUUAGAGAGUAACUAAAAAUUUCGAUGGUAGCGGGCAAACACUAGACUCAUUCACCCAAGUACGUGUGCUUUUAUGUUUAAAAGAUGCGAGCCCUGGCUUUAUAUUCCAGAAUGUGGUGAACAGGAAUCGUGAGAAUUUGAAUUCGUUCCACCGACCGACAGCGACAGCAGCACGCUCAUAUUGAGUGUUUGACGCAGUUCGACUUACACAUACUACACACAUACCACACAACAGCAAUUGAUGCCCACAAAAUUGUUUCUGUUCAGAGGAGGCCAGCAAAGUCCAUCCACCAACAAGACCGAAGUUAUACAGUCAAAUCAACACACAUUCCGAUUGUUCAAAAUUUGUUUUUUGAUCAAAGUGAUUCAUUAGUUUUUCUUUUUUGUUCGGUUAGGAUUUUGAAAAUUGUGUCUAGGAAGCCAAAAAAAUUGUAGAACAUUAUGUCGAAACAUGGAUUGUUAAAAACAAACAACAGAAAAAAAAACAAAACCUUUAAACGAGUGAUAGGAAAACAACAAUCUACUCUGCAAAUAACAUCAUCCUCUCGCUUUUGAAAUGUGUAAUAUGUUUAAAACCAAGUUCGCAUCAGCAAUGAAUGAAUGAUCAACUAACAGCAGUGAAGAAAUGGUUCGCUUAAAACACACACACACACACACAUGCACACAAUAGGCAUAUUUGGUAUACCGCAGGCUCGCAAACCAGCAGACAGGAUUGGCAGGUAGGCAGGCAUGCGGAAGGUGUCGGAUCAGAGGACUCCGUCCGGUGGGGUCUCCGGAGGGCAGUGUGCUGGGGCGGAUAGGAACUACCAACGCCACUACGCCGCCUUCCGGGGAUCACCACCGCAAGGGUACAAAGCAAAAAAGAAAACAGUAGUACGAACAGUACGAAAAAAUGUGUUUGUGAUGAAUAUUAUUAUUAAUAUUAACAAAUAAUAUUAUUACCUUUUUUUGUACAUAGUCUGUAGUCGCUAAGAAAUAACGAUAACAAGGAAAAACCAGAUUUUUUUUUUCGUAUAACAGUCAGGAUUCAGAGGAAGAGGUGAUUAAUUAUAAACAGAAAUUAGUCGAUCGCUUACAGAACUAUAAGCAAGAUAAAGCUUUUUUUUUAGUUGAUAGAGGUGAAAGAUAAACACAAAACAAAAGAUAUAUUGAAGAAGCAAAUUUUUCAUUAAUGGAAAAUGACAAGUAACUAAUAAUUUAGCAGAGCAGAAAUUUUCAAAGGGUUUCCUUCGCACCGGACGAAAUCCAAAGCGUAUUUUUUUUUAUAGUUGGUUGGUUUUUGUGCUUGGUUUAACCCCUUUUCCUCUAUUUGACCAUUUCCGCAUCUAAGUUGGAAAGCUGUGCGUUGUUUUUGUGCAAAAUUAUAUGAGAACAAACGGAAGAAUUUUUAGCAGUGUAGUAAUAUUUGGGUGAAAAGCAGAUAAUUAUUGACGACGAAUAAAAUGAGGGAAAAUUUACAAAAAAAAAAAUGAGACAUCUGAAGUGAACAUGGAAUAUGCAGUUAUUCCUUUAAGUGAUUAUUAAGAUUGCUAUUGUUGUGUAAAUAUAUAUUAUAUACUGAGAAAUAAACACUUCUAAAAUCUA